ACAAUGAAGUCCGCUACUCUCUUGGGAGCCAUUCUUGCCGUGGCGGUUGAUGCUGCACCAACCGCCGACGAGCUUUAUCCCUAUACUGGGCCCAAGAUCCCCGUUGGCGACUGGCUUGAUCCCACUGUCAAUGGCAAUGGUAAAGGAUUCGUGCGACUGGUAGAACCGCCUGCUGUGAAGCCAGCUUCUUCGAACCCCACCAACAACGUCAAUGUCAUUUCCAUUUCAUACGUACCUAACGGCAUCAACAUCCACUAUCAGACACCCUUCGGCCUGGGAGAGGCACCCUCGGUCGUUUGGGGAACUAGUGCAUCUGAUCUCAGCAAUACCGCUACCGGUAAAUCAGUGACAUACGGCCGUACUCCGUCAUGCUCCCUUGUUGUAACAACUCAGUGCAGCGAAUUCUUCCAUGAUGUCCAGAUUGGCAACCUGAAGCCCGGAACGACUUACUAUUAUCAGAUUCCGGCAGCCAACGGCACCACUGCAUCUGAUGUUCUGUCUUUUAAGACUGCCAAGGAGGCAGGUGACUCUUCUGAAUUCACCAUUGCGGUCGUAAAUGACAUGGGCUACACCAACGCUGGUGGAACCUACAAGUACGUCAAUGAGGCCGUCAACAACGGUGCCGCAUUCAUUUGGCACGGAGGCGACAUUAGCUACGCCGAUGAUUGGUAUUCUGGUAUACUUCCGUGUGAAAGUGACUGGCCUGUUUGUUACAAUGGCACCUCUACUGAGUUGCCCGGAGGUGGCCCUAUCCCGAAGGAAUAUGACACGCCUCUUCCGGCCGGAGAAAUUGCCAACCAAGGUGGCCCCCAAGGCGGAGAUAUGAGCGUCCUAUAUGAAUCGAACUGGGAUCUAUGGCAGCAGUGGAUGAACUCCGUCACCCUUAAGGCCCCUUACAUGGUCUUGCCCGGUAACCAUGAAGCCAGCUGCGCCGAAUUUGAUGGCCCUGGCAACGUCCUCACAGCCUACCUGAACAAGAACCAGCCUAACGGCAGUGCUGCCAAGUCUUCCCUUACGUAUUAUAGCUGCCCCCCUUCUCAAAGGAACUUCACUGCCUUUCAAAACAGAUUCCGCAUGCCUGGAGGUGAGACUGGAGGUGUUGGUAACUUCUGGUAUUCAUUCGAUUAUGGCCUUGCUCAUUUCGUCUCUCUCGACGGAGAGACUGAUUACCCGAAUAGCCCCGAGUGGCCUUUUGCUAAGGACGUGAAGGGAAACCAAACUCAUCCUUUUGCUAACCAGACAUAUGUCACUGACAGUGGCCCGUUCGGCGCUGUUGACGGUGACUAUAACGACAAAAAGGCCUAUGCUCAGUACCAAUGGUUGAAGAAGGAUUUGGAGAGUGUCGACCGCUGCAAGACCCCCUGGGUUAUUGCAAUGAGCCACCGUCCGUUUUAUAGUUCACAGGUCUCGUCUUACCAGAAGACCAUUCGCGCGGCUUUUGAGGAUCUCAUGCUGCAAAAUGGAGUCGAUCUCUAUCUCUCUGGACACAUUCACUGGUAUGAGCGCCUUCUUCCUCUCGGAAGCAAUGGUACUAUUGAUGAGGCCUCUGUGAUCAAUAACAACACAUACUGGACAAACCCAGGUGUUUCUAUGGCCCAUAUCAUCAACGGAGCUGCAGGAAACAUUGAGAGCCACAGUACUCUUGGCUCAGACCCUCUUUUGAACAUUACUACUUAUCUUGAUCAGACCAACUUUGGAUUUGGUGGAUUGACCGUUCACAACGCCACCGCUCUUUCAUGGAGCUAUAUUCACGGCUCUGAUGGUUCUAAGGGCGAUGAGCUUAUCCUUUUGAAGAGAGAUUCAAAGGGAACCUGUGGCUCCUCGAGCAGCUCCUCCGCAGCUACCAGUGUCGCUACUGCGACAUCUGCCUCUCAGUCAGCCGGCGCAACUACCAUCACUGAAGUUGUCACUAGCUACACAACUUAUUGCCCAGGCAGCACUGUAUUUACAGCUGGAUCUAGCACUUACACUGUUACUCAGGCCACUACCCUCACUAUCACCGAUUGCCCUUGCACCCUUACCCAUACCAUCUCGAAUGGAGCCACAAUCACUUCUGAGAGCACUCCCGCCGGCCAGACCGGUGCGACCGAGUCAGCAACUAGUUCUCCUGUGGCUUGGAACAGCACAUUGGCUACCGGAGGAGUAACAACCACCGCCACUGGUGGCGCUACCGCUCCCACAGUACCCGUUGGUAGCAGUGCGAGCCACGCGUUGGUUCUGCCAAGCUUCACCUGCAUUCUUUUGGCCCUACUCUCUCUUCUGUAGAUUUCACAGUUGUGUCUAGAAAGGCUGUAGGAUAGCAGUAUGCGAAUGAACUCGGAGGGAUUAAUAACGUAAUAAUUGAGAUUUCGAGGAAAAGAAAUGCUUGUUCUAUUUGCCAGUUUUUAACCUCUAAAUAAAAGAAUAUAUUUUUAUACUGUCUAUU
Trichoderma virens Gv29-8 is the source of this 2425-nucleotide messenger RNA. RefSeq lists its product as uncharacterized. The transcript has 6 exons. NCBI's taxonomy places the organism in Eukaryota, Fungi, Ascomycota, Sordariomycetes, Hypocreales, Hypocreaceae. Gene Ontology annotation, molecular function: metal ion binding; acid phosphatase activity. Bases 4 to 2265 code for a protein of 753 amino acids. The record is from RefSeq and is a predicted model, not a curated record.